Anopheles nili is the source of this 3216-nucleotide messenger RNA. RefSeq names its product DNA repair protein complementing XP-C cells homolog (gene Xpc). The transcript has 4 exons. The coding region runs from base 1 to 3114 and encodes 1037 amino acids. Gene Ontology annotation, molecular function: damaged DNA binding; single-stranded DNA binding. Gene Ontology annotation, biological process: mismatch repair; nucleotide-excision repair. Lineage: Eukaryota; Metazoa; Arthropoda; Insecta; Diptera; Culicidae. Gene Ontology annotation, cellular component: cytoplasm; XPC complex; nucleotide-excision repair factor 2 complex. The record is from RefSeq and is a predicted model, not a curated record.
AUGAGUGAUGAAUACAUGUCGGAAAGUGAAGCUGAGGACUUUUCAGUUAGCGAAGAUGAAUGGUUACCGGGUAAAAAGAAAGGCCAAUCGAAACAAAAUGGAUCGGAGGAUAGUGAUGUUUCAAAUGAUUCCGAAUCCCUUUCCGAGGAAGAAAGCAAUAAUCGAAGAGGCAAACACCGAAUGAUCCCGAAGAACGUUGAUCCAAAAAAAAUUAUAAAAAAGACACUGAAAACAACCCAGAGAACGAGUAAAAAUAACGCAGUAUUCAAAGGCGAGCCGUUGAAACGACCGCGUGUAGAUUCUGAGAGUAGCGGCGAUGAAUACCUUGUCGAUCCGAACAAUCUAGACCUCGGUUCGAAAUUUUUCGAUGCCGUUGCUUCUAACCCAUCCAUAAGCAGUUCGCUGAGAAAAGAUGCUCCAUUAUUUGAUUGUAAUGCUGGAUUGGGACAACUUUCCGAUAGCUCCGACGACGAGAACAAAACCAUAGAAGCAGGCGACAUCACUGUGAAACAGAACAUUGCAAAAAGUAACGAUGGAAAAAGGUUGGUUACAAAGCUUAACGAAAUGUCGCAGGCGUACGUAAAUUUUCAGGACUAUACAAAAACACUCGAGAAAGCCAAGGAUCAGCUGAAUAGCAUCACAAAAAAACCACAACCCCCUGACAAUGGGGAAACGCUAGAUGUUUCGCAUCUUUUAGCUUUGGGUGAGACGGUCUCUAGUGCAGACAAAAAGCAUGCGAAUGUUUCCUCCAAACUGUCUGCUAAACAGUCCCGAAAAGGUGCGGUAAAACCAGUUGACUCCGAUUCUGAUUGGGAAGAAGUAGAGGAGACCGCUAGGUCCGGCCCUUCUGGUGGCCAAUCAGUGCAGAUAACGUUGAAACCGGAAUUGACGGCACAGAAGAAGAAAAAGAAAUGUACUGAAUUUGACGUCGAAGCGUGUAUAAAGCGCAUGAUCAACAGGGAGAAGCGGGACGCACAGUUAGUUCUGCAUCAGAUGACGAUCAUCAUGGGUAUAGCGCAUGGUAACUACACGAAUGGGGUACUAAACCAUCCUUCCUUGCUUAAAAUUGCAAAUGGUCUCAUACCGUCCAACCGAUGCUAUCCCAAGGGGAGAACUAAUCUACAAUAUUUUGAACAGAUCAUGAAAUAUUUCCGCGAAAUUGUAGACCUCAAGGAUAGGCGUAUGUUCGUGCACAGUUGGAAGCGGUUAUCGUUGGAAAUGGUUCUUGGGCUACAAUUUCUUUCUCAGAUGGCAAACUGCAAGCGGGAUUACAUUUUACUCUUCAUCGUGCUGCUUCGUUCUAUCGGCAUCCCGUGUCGCAUGGUAAUGUCUCUGCAAGUGGUUCCAAAGGAGGUGCCGAAUUCAGAGCUACUGAAAGUGGUACCUUCCACUGGAAAAAUGAAGGUAGGCGAGGAUAAGAAGGAGAACGUUAAACAAGACCAUGAUUAUGGUGUGGGCGAAUCGAAAACUACCUCAUCAAACAGAAAGCGAAAAAGUACCCACACCGCAAUUCCACAGCUAGAUGGAGCGGACGACGAUACAAAGGGGAAAAAACGGCUCAAACAGGAAAAACCAACUACUGUUUUCGCGGUGGAAGGAACAAUCACACAAAAGAAAAGGACUCACAGAGAGAAUAGUGGUGAUUUAAAAUCUCAACCUAUUAUUAGUAUUUCUCCUAGAAAGACACGCAAUCAGCGGUUAAACGAUCAAGCACAGUCCAAUGCUAAAUGCAAAAAAGAGGUAUUUAACUGCAAAAACGAGGAUAAAGCACGAGUGAAAGCUAAUAAAUCUUCAAAUAAUUGCUCAGAAUCGCCGAGCACGUCAAAAAUGAUUCGGAAAGACUACGGUGACAAGAAAAAAAUGGCUAUUGCAAGCACCAAAACGAAGUCAUCGUCGACCAAAGAUGAUCAAAAUAGUCUCAAUAUCAGCAGCAGCGCUUCUUCGAGUAAAAAAAUCGUGAAAAUAGAGAGAUUCGGUCCUAAAACAAGAAACGUUCUGGAUCGUCGCGUUUUGUCGACAGAUGAUGAAGGCCAAUCCAAGAAGGGUGCUUCCUCAGAUAGUGCCAAACCUAAACCGGACAAAAAGGUUAACCUUUGGAUCGAAGUAUUCUCCGAGGAAGAAGAACAAUGGCUGCCAUUAGAUGUAACGCGCGGAAUGAUGGGAUGUGUUGAACAAAUCGUUCAACAGGCGUCCAGCCCGAUGUUAUACGUGCUGGCGUGGAAUAAUGACGGGUCAAUAAAGGAUGUUUCUGCUCGCUACAUUGCGGAAUACUUAACUGUAACCCAGAAACUUCGUAUCAUGCAACAGUGGAUGGACAACACAUUGCUUCAGUUCCGCGGGGACCGCACUGCGAGGGAUAUUGCUGAGGAUCGCGAGUUGAACCGGAUCCUUGAAGAACGACCAUUACCGAGAACGAUCUCAGAGUACAAAAACCAUCCAUACUUUGCACUAAAAAGACACCUGCUAAAAUUCGAAGCCAUUUAUCCACCCGACGCACCGACGCUGGGGUUCACACCCGGUAAAGAACCGGUAUACGCUCGAGAAUGUGUGCAUACGUUGCACGCGCGAGAAGUGUGGCUAAAGCAAGCUCGGACCGUCAAGUUGUACGAAACGGCGUAUAAAAUUGUUUCUGGACGUCCAAAGUACGAUAGAGCUUCCGGUCAAAUGUUACCCUCACAACCGCUGGAGUUAUUUGGUCAUUGGCAAACGGAAGAGUACGAUCCACCGACAGCGGAAGGAGGAAUCGUACCUCGUAACGCAUACGGCAACGUUGAGCUUUUUAAACCAUGCAUGUUACCCAAGAAAACGGUUCAUUUACGAUUGCCAGCGCUUAACAGGAUCUGUAAAAAAUUGCACAUUGACUGUGCCCAUGCUGUCACCGGGUUUGACUUUCACGGGGGCAGCAGCCACCCGGUGUACGACGGGUUUGUGGUUUGCGAAGAGUUCCGCGACGUGGUCGUCGAUGCAUGGCACGAGGAGCAGGCGGCAGAGGCGCAAAGGGCGCGUGAAAAGUACGAAAAACGUGUGUACGGCAACUGGAAGCGGCUGAUCAAGGGACUUUUGAUACGUCGCAAGCUUCAACACAAGUACAACUUCGAUAAUCUCACCCAGUAGCAGUAACACCGUAAAUCGCGAGGUCCCUGUAUUCGCUCAUUUUGAUUGUUCGGUUCGGUUGAUCAAUAUAUUUGAGGCUCUUUUUUUCUAAAAUAAAAGCUC